CAUACUGUUACCGAAUUUUCUGUUGACCUUUAGCCAAAACAGAAACACGUCUAUGUAAUAAAAACACCAAAAGCUUAUUACAGAAAAGCUGUACAAUUUUUUUUAGUUUCCGACCUUUCUGACUCUCUCUCUCUCUAAAAUCUCUCCUCCCUCUCUCUCUCAUAUCAAAUGUUCUUAUAAUCGGGUCAGAAAGGUCGUAAUUCAUAGGGUUAUUCCAUUCCAGAGAGAUAGAGAGAGAGGAUGAGGGACGCGAAGUUGGAUCUAUUCGAUCCGAGAACGGUGAUGGAUUCGGAUUACUUGCCGGACGGCGGUAGUAGGGACGGUGACUUUGGGUUCGCAUUUAACGAUAGCAACUUCUCCGACCGGGUUCUGCGGAUCGAGAUCAUGGCCGAGUCGCCGGAGACACGGUCGGACGGCUGCGAGAGUUGUCAAUCUCUGGCCGAUUGGGCGAGCCGUAAGAGGAGGAGAGAAGAUAUUAAGAAGGAAAAUGCUGUUGAUAUUUCUGCAUGCCCAGAGGAGCAGAUUUUGAAUUGUAAUCAGCCUGAUAAUGAUGAUGGUGUCGUCUUUAAAAACCAAGAGGAGGAAUUUGUUGCAAUGAUUGAAGAAUUACCUUCAGGAGAGGAAGCUGCAGAUAUCAAUGAUUCAAACUGGAGCAUGGAUUGUUCUACGGUUCUGAGAGUUAAGACUUUACAUAUUAGUUCUCCAAUUUUAGCAGCAAAAAGUCCCUUUUUCUACAAGCUCUUUUCAAAUGGAAUGAGGGAGUCAGAACAGCGACAUGUCACCCUACGAAUAAAUGCCUCGGAGGAAGCUGCCCUCAUGGAGCUCCUGAAUUUUAUGUAUAGCAAUACCUUAACUACAACUAGUGCUCCUGCUUUGCUGGAUGUGCUAAUGGCUGCCGACAAAUUUGAGGUUGCGUCAUGCAUGAGGUAUUGCAGCCGACUUUUGAGGAAUUUACCCAUGACACCCGAGUCUGCAUUACUAUACCUGGAGCUUCCAUCCAGUGUUUUAAUUGGAGAUGCAGUUCAACCAUUGACAGACACAGCAAAGCAGUUUCUUGCUGCCCGUUACAAAGACAUAACCAAGUUCCAGGACGAGGUUAUGAGCUUGCCCCUUGCUGGAAUUGAGGCAAUUUUGUCCAGUGAUGAUCUCCAGGUGGCAUCAGAAGAUGCUGUAUAUGACUUCGUAUUGAAGUGGGCCAGGACCCAGUACCCAAAACUGGAAGAGCGACGAGAAAUAUUGGGUUCCCGCCUUGGUCGCUUCAUCCGCUUCCCCUACAUGACCUGCCGAAAGCUUAAGAAGGCUUUAACCUGCAAUGACUUUGAUCACGAGCUUGCAUCCAAGGCUGUGCUGGAGGCCCUCUUUUUCAAGGCUGAGGCUCCACACCGACAACGGAUCCUGGCUGCAGAGGAGUCUGCCAUUACGAAUCGCCGCUUUGUGGAGCGCGCAUACAAGUAUCGGCCUAUCAAGGUGGUUGAGUUUGAACUUCCAAGGCAACAGUGUGUGGUGUACCUGGAUCUGAAACGGGAGGAGUGUGCAAAUUUGUUCCCAUCAGGGCGGGUGUAUUCUCAAGCAUUCCACUUGGGUGGACAAGGGUUCUUCUUGUCAGCACAUUGCAACAUGGACCAGCAGAGCUCUUUCCAUUGUUUUGGGCUGUUUUUAGGGAUGCAAGAAAAGGGGACGGUGAGUUUUGCAGUUGACUAUGAGUUUUCUGCCAGGUCGAAGCCAACAGAGGAUUACAUUAGCAAAUACAAGGGUAACUACACUUUCACCGGGGGGAAGGCAGUAGGCUAUCGAAACUUGUUUGGUAUACCAUGGACUUCAUUCAUGGCUGAGGAUAGUCUUUACUUCGUCAAUGGCAUCCUUCAUCUCCGAGCUGAGCUUACCAUUAGGCACUGACAUUCAUGGCUGAGGAUAGUCAUUAUGCUAAUUUUGCUUGAUUCAUACAGCCCUAAGUUCCUAACCUUUACCUUGCCUUGCGUAAAGCAUAUCAAAGUAAUGCUUAGGUGGUAGUGCCGCCAAUGUCUGUCUGGUUCGAAAGAUUGUUGUUUUGUAUGUGAGCCAGAUUUUGUUACACAAAAAAGAUGUAAAUGUGUUCCUAUAAUGGAGGAGUUUUUUGGUUCUCCAAAUCCAUUUUAAAAUGCAUUUUGAGGAUGGAUAUAUCGUUGGGCUGGGGCUCAAUGCAAAGACUUCAACUGCGUUAAGUAGUUGUGGAAUGUCAAGCUUUUCUUACUUUUCUUGAAGGACUAAUGUCAUUUUCAUAUCAGCAUCU
Molecule: messenger RNA, 2269 nt
Organism: Cornus florida
Lineage: Eukaryota; Viridiplantae; Streptophyta; Magnoliopsida; Cornales; Cornaceae
Product: BTB/POZ domain-containing protein POB1-like
Exons: 6
Coding region: 241-1896 (551 amino acids)
Biological process (GO): response to red light
Cellular component (GO): nucleus
Molecular function (GO): protein binding
Source: RefSeq, a predicted model, not a curated record